Molecule: messenger RNA, 1212 nt
Organism: Babesia ovata
Lineage: Eukaryota; Apicomplexa; Aconoidasida; Piroplasmida; Babesiidae
Product: major facilitator superfamily member protein
Exons: 2
Coding region: 1-1212 (403 amino acids)
Biological process (GO): transmembrane transport
Cellular component (GO): membrane
Molecular function (GO): transmembrane transporter activity
Source: RefSeq, a predicted model, not a curated record
AUGGCUACCGUUUCUAAAAUGUCACGUUUGGGUUGCUGUUUAAUUUGGGGAUUGCUUGCAGACACAGGUAAACCACAUCAUCUGCUCGCCGCGGGCUUAUUUAUUCUUGGAAUUGCCUCUAUUCUUAUUCUUUUCUUGCGCUUCUUCCAUGGCUUUGGAUUCGCCUCCGUCUACCCCGUUCAUCAAAAAAUUGCUGCAAGCAUGAAAAACAAGGAUGAAUCCAGCCUCGUUUUUGGCAUAUUGCAAGGGUUGAGCAGUCUGGGGCGUGUGUUCUGCGCCAUGGUUACAACAAUAAUUGCUCAGAAGGUCUUGCUGGGAUAUAUUGGCUGGCGUACCUCUUACGUUGUACUGGGUUACGUGUGGAUUCUGCUAGCCAUUGCCAUUCUAUUUGGAAUGGAAGGCAAACCAAUCAACGGCUCUAAUGGUGGCCAAAGUGUCUCGUCGUCGAAUGAUUCUUCCCAACCGCAAAUUAGUUCUAGUGAACGUAUCGCAAAGGUAUUUGGUGAAGUCCUUACGGAGCGUACGCCUAAGAUCCUUAUUGUCACUGUGUUCAUCUCUGAGUCGCUCAUGUGCGCACUUUCAUAUAUGAGCAUUUACCUGCAAUACACGGGAGUACCUAAGGUAAUGGCGGGAUUCGCAGUAUCCGUUACAUUGAUCGGCGCUGCUGUAGGAGCUGGGCUCGGCGGUUGGAUUAUAAAGACCAUUGCAGAAUCGUUCGAUAAAUACGGUAUUCUUAGUUGUGGAACCGUAGUGAUGGUAGUCCGAUAUGUUGCGUGUUUGUUGUUCUUUUUAGGCCCAGCGCCAAAUGGGCGUUUGCUUUGGUAUCAUUAUGUAGAGUUGGUAGCUCUAGGGACUUCUCUUUUGACAAUUGGCGCUGUGGACAGGACACUCGUAAAGAAUUCGAUCAAAUCUGAGCUUCAAGCUACCGCAUCCGCUACAAUUCGAACCAUAGCUGGAAUUUGUAGUAGUGUAAUCUUAUAUCAGCUUUCCGCCUACUUGUCUGAAAAAGUGUUCGGCUAUGUGCCCUCUAGGAUGUCGUUUGAAGCGAUGGAUGCGGCUGUUAAAGAAAGAAAUGCCAAUGCGUUAAGGAAAUCAAUGAUGUGCAUUAUUGCAGCAGGCGCGACAAUUAAUCUUGUUUGCUAUGCUGCCUUGUUUUUCACAUACCCAUCCGAAAAGAAAAUUGGGGAACCGAAAAAAGAAGAGGAAAAAUAA